Messenger RNA from Rhodamnia argentea, 1053 nucleotides. Its product is annotated as glutathione S-transferase L3-like. Gene Ontology annotation, molecular function: glutathione transferase activity. NCBI's taxonomy places the organism in Eukaryota, Viridiplantae, Streptophyta, Magnoliopsida, Myrtales, Myrtaceae. Bases 295 to 1053 code for a protein of 252 amino acids. The record is from RefSeq and is a predicted model, not a curated record. The transcript has 12 exons.
ACAGGCUAGAACUUCACGGCCAAAUACAUAAUUCGCUUUCUCCCUUAUAUCAAUCAAUCAAUCCAAGCCUCGAGCCACCACAAACGAGACAAAUAUGACGACAUGAUGACGUCAUCACCCUCGUUUCGUCACUGCACGCGACAUCACUGCUCAUGCCGUCGCCCCGCUGCCUCCCUCUUUAAAUAGCUUCGCGCCUUGGUUCCAUUAUCGCUCCCCUUCUUCACCGUCACCGACAACGACACACACAAAAACAGACGUACUCGCAGGUUUUCCCUCCAGGAACUACGUACGCUAAUGGCUCCUCCUCGCAGUGCCGUGGUAGAGAACUUGCCUCCUCCGUUGAACUCCAGCGCCGAGCAACUUCCUCUUUUCGAUGGAACAACGAAGUUGUACACCUGUUACACAUGCCCAUUUGCUCAGCGCGUGUGGAUCACGAGGAACUGUAAGGGACUCCAGGACGAGAUUAAAUUAGUUCCUCUUAAUCUUCAAGACAUGCCUGCUUGGUACAAGGAGAAAGUCUACCCCAUGAAUAAGGUCCCGGCGUUGGAGGACAACGGGGAAAUCGUCGGAGAUAGCCUACACCUCAUCAAAUACGUGGACAGCAACUUUGAAGGGCCUUCUCUUUUCCCUGAUGAUCCUAAAAAGAGGCAGCUUGGUCGUCAACUGUGGUCGUAUGUUGAUAAAUUCAUGAACAUAGUCUACACUUCAUUCUAUGGAGAAGGACCGAAAGAAUGUGGCUCUGCUUUCGAUCAUUUGGAGGGUGCUCUUCGCAAAUUUGAGGAUGGACCAUUCUUUCUCGGACAGUUCAGUAGGGUGGACAUUGCUUACAUCCCAUUUGUUGAAAGAUUCCAAGUCUACUUAUCUGAAGUGUGGAAGUAUGACAUCACUGCUAGCAGACCUAAGCUAGCAGCAUGGAUUGAGGAAAUGAACAAGAUCGAUGCUUACAAGCAGACAAAGACUGAUCCUAUAGAACUUGUAGAACACUACAAGAUGCGCUUCACUGGAAGAGAGUCGGGAGGGAAAGAGAAAUUUGCUGAAGAAGAAACUCAUUAG